Molecule: messenger RNA, 1682 nt
Organism: Pogonomyrmex barbatus (red harvester ant)
Lineage: Eukaryota; Metazoa; Arthropoda; Insecta; Hymenoptera; Formicidae
Product: protein cortex
Biological process (GO): positive regulation of anaphase-promoting complex-dependent catabolic process; anaphase-promoting complex-dependent catabolic process; positive regulation of ubiquitin protein ligase activity
Cellular component (GO): anaphase-promoting complex
Molecular function (GO): anaphase-promoting complex binding; ubiquitin ligase activator activity; protein binding
Source: RefSeq, a predicted model, not a curated record
AUGGGCGAGUCGACGAAUUAUCAUGGUAAUCACAGAACGGUAGCCAGCCGGUACCGAGAGGUCAGACCGAUGCCACGAGAUUGCGGCGUGCAAGGAAAGGUACCACGGCGCGGUGGACACCGCGUGGCCGUGGCACUGCCACGUCCAGUGGUAUUCUCGCCUCCGGUGUUCGUCCCACGGAAAUGGCUUCUGACAUCUACUCCGCAUACGGUGAUCAACGAGGAUCCCGAGCAAUGCAAAGAGCGGAAAUUUCAGUAUUCGAACUACGUAAGAAUGGGAACAUGCCCGAAACAGAUCUGUUUGGGAGACAGAUUCUUACCAUGUAGGCGCGGUUACAGUUUCGAGGCGGCUCAUUAUCUGUUAACGCAGGACAAUAUAGAGGAGGAUACGAGUACAAUAGACGUUUGUAAACAGGUUGAUUCGCUGAAUGUUAUGUAUGGACGUGCAGCCCUACGUGCAGCGAUCAUAAAAGAAGGUUUUAUACCAGACAGAAUUUUAAACUUUAGCGAUCCGACGGUACGAUCUCAGAAACCGCUGUAUCCAGAAUGCGAGAAGAAGGGUAGCUGGAAAUGUGCGCCGCGCAAGAAGAGGCUAAUAGGAAGCGCAGAGAAAAUGUUAACCAUAUCCGUGUGUGAUGAAAUCUAUACGAUCGAUUGGAGCUGCAACGACACGAUUGCCGUGGGCUUUGACAUCAUGGUGGAGAUACACAAAUGUAAAAACGGCGUGAUGUUGUCGUCGUACACUGCUGAAUCGCCCUACAAGAAUUAUAUUAAAACCAUUAAAUUUAGCAACGACGGCAGUAAAUUGGCGAUGCACUUCCGCUCUUCAUACAUCUCGACGCUCAUGCUGCACGAUUUGGAGAAUAAAUUCUUGUGGGACACUUUUUGCAAAUGUUUCGUCGAAACCGUAAACUAUUGCACUGUCAUUUGCAUUUGCUGGUCUGCUUACGAUCGUCAUAUCCUUACCGGAUGCACUUGUGGCAAGAUAUCGGCAUACGCGUCUGAUACGGGUAAAUGUCUGUGGUCCAAAUUAGUGCACACAGCCCCCAUCUUGGUCUUGAGUUUCUCGCCGAAUUUCAAAUAUCUAGUGUCGAGUGGAAAGGAUAAGAUCGUCCGAAUAUUUUCCUGGCCGGAGUUGAUCCCUUGUUUCGAUGUCGAAUUCUUCAAGAUCGUAGAGGCGGUCGCCUGGCAUCCGCAUGUGUCUGGUCUGCUUUGCAUAGGCGGAGGGAGGAACGGAUCGUUGUCAUUAUGGAACGUCAACAAUGCCACGAUGACGGCCUAUGUGACGCCCAAGUUCAACGGUCACGUGAAAAAUCUCGCUUGGAAUAAGUUGAGCGGCGAGCUGGUCGUACAUUGGACUUACAGAGAGGGGAACAAACGAUGCACCAUCGUUCCUGUGCUCGCCAAUUUCAAUCGGAUCGUCGAUGUGCUGCCACUGGAUAAUAAAAUCAACUUCUUGCGAUUCAACGCCACGCACGAUCAACUGAUAACGUGUAGCGGUACGGUCUUUUCAAUAUGGAAUUUUUUUGGCAACGAGAAGCCAAUUCAAAAACGGUGUGUGCCUCUGUACAAUUCCACUCGGUGGAGACAAGGAGUCAUCGUCCAUAAUCCGAUUCGAUAAUUAUUUGUAUACUAAGCGUUUUAGAUGAUAUCUAUAAUUUGUAAUAUGUAUAUAAUUUUUAC